This is a messenger RNA of Eptesicus fuscus (big brown bat), 1615 nucleotides long. It is a transcript of the gene C15H9orf50, whose product is annotated as chromosome 15 C9orf50 homolog. Bases 172 to 1473 code for a protein of 433 amino acids. The record is from RefSeq and is a predicted model, not a curated record. Lineage: Eukaryota; Metazoa; Chordata; Mammalia; Chiroptera; Vespertilionidae. The transcript has 7 exons.
GCGAGCUCCAGCCUGAAGCCGCUCAGUGUCCGGCGGGCCCGCGCGAUGUUCCCCCCAAACCACGCCGGGUGCCAUGGCCUGGGGGCCGGUCUCUGCCCUCCGCUCCGCUUCGCGAGGCAGCCCCCGCCCCCCCUGGUGUGAGGAUGCCCUGAGCUGACCGCAGGGCCAGACAUGCCCCGGUGGCACCCCGACUCCCGAGCCCAGCAGGUGGCGCCCCAGAGGUUCCCGGGCGAGGGCGCUCGGCGACGGGCGGACCCGCUGCUGCCCGGCUGGCCUCUGUGCGCGCUGCGGCCGGCCGUGGGCGCGGGGCGGCCCGAGGGCUGGAGGGCGCCGGGCGGCUCCGAGUGGUGGCAGACCUCCAGCGGCGAGUCCUGGCCCGCGGCGCGGGGGGCGCCCCGCCGCAACCCCCCGACGCGCAUGCCGCCUCUGCCCGCCGCGGCCCAGCGGGCGGCGCGGAGGUCAGGGCUGAGGUCGCUGCUGCUGCCGCCCCGGUUCCUGGACAGAGCGCCCUGGACACGGGUGCUCCAGCACCCCGAGCCUGGAGAAUACGCGAAGGACAGGAGGGGCUUGGCCGGGGAGGCCAAGGACCCCAAGGACUCCUUGGGCGCCCUGCUAGGCCAGUUCCUCCCCGGCAGGUUCCAGAAGCUCCUGCGCCAGCUCGGGGCUCAGUGGGUGGAGAAGCUGGAGCCACAGACAGCCUCAGAAUCGCGUCAGAAGCGGGCUGUGUCAGAGCACUGGUGGGGGCAAGCUCCUUCGUGUCCUUCCUUCCUUCCCCACCUGCGGUGCGAGUCAUCGAACUCUCAGAGUAGUCUCAGGAAGGUUUCAAGCCAUCGGAUACCUACCCUGGGGCCGCUGAGGAGAGAGCCCACACUGCGGCCGCUGAGGAGAGAGCCCACACAAUUCUCCGAGGUCAACAAGGCCAAUCCCUGCGGCCUACAGGCCCCCAAGCUCAAGGCCGCGCUCACCCACAGCUCCUCAGAAGCCUCGGGGCCCUACAGGCGGUGUAGCCCCUUCCGAGUGCGAUUCGCUGACGAGACGCUACAGGACACGGCGUUUCGCUACUGGGAGCGAAGAUGUGCGCUCCAGCAGGGCGUCACCGGGAACCGGCCCCCCCGGCCAGCCCCCUCGUCGGCGACCUUGGAGCCUGUGUUUGGGAGCAUCAGGAGGUGGUUGGAGAGUUUGCCCAAGACCCUGGACUCCAGGCCCCGGGAGGCGGCCACGGCCAGCCGGGACUGCCCUGGCCUACCCAUCCUGGGGCGGCAGAGCCACCUCUCUGAGGACACCUUCUCGAGCAGCACCCAGGGGUGGCGGAGAGACCGCAAAGCCUUCCUGGGCACCCACAACGUUCUCAACCAGGUGGGCAAAUCGCCCUGCUCCUGGAGCCAGCAACUGGAGUCCUUCCUGCCCCGCCUGGAGCUGAAGCGAGGCCGUCCUAAGGGGUACCAGCUCCUCCUGCCUUCCGCUCUGCAGUAGCAGGCUCGGUGACGCAUGGCCCCCGGACCCCAACCCAGCCGUGGACAUGGGCCUGGGGUGCGGACAGGCCUGCCUUGCCCUACAAAUAAAUGUACAUCCCAGGGGGCUGGGACCUGCCGCCAGGUCUCACCCUACAAGCCUC